CUUCCGCUCUAAACACGAUUCUCGCAUUUGGUAGUUUCUUUUCCGGUUUGCCAAAAUGGGUAUCGAUAUUAAUCAUAAACAUGAUAGGAAGGUGCGGCGAACGGAGCCCAAGUCGCAAGACGUAUAUUUACGUCUUCUCGUCAAGCUCUAUCGGUUCCUGGCAAGAAGGACAAAUUCCAAAUUCAAUCAAAUUAUUUUGAGAAGACUCUUUAUGAGUAAAAUUAAUCGACCACCUAUCUCACUUGCACGUAUUGUGCGAUUCAUGAAGAAACCUGGACGGGAGAACUGUGUCGCUGUAAUUGUUGGUAGUGUCACUGACGAUGCAAGGAUUUUUGAAAUUCCAAAGUUGACGGUAUGCGCUUUACGUGUAACCGAAAGAGCUCGAGCACGAAUCUUGAAAGCCGGCGGUGAAAUCAUUACGUUUGAUCAGCUGGCAUUACGCGCACCAACCGGCAAACGCACAGUUUUGAUGCAAGGACCACGCAAGGCUCGCGAGAGCGUGAAGCACUUCGGUCCAGCACCAGGUGUACCGCACUCUCACUCGAAACCGUACGUGCGGUCUAAGGGCCGGAAAUUCGAGAGGGCAAGAGGCCGUAGGCGCAGCUGUGGUUAUAAGAAAUAAGUUUUAUAACAAAUACACUUCAGUGGUCGUUCUGUCAUUCGCAAUCAUAUUCCCACACAAUUGAUUGGCUUGGAAAUAAAUGUUGGAACAACUACUUAACAACUA
Messenger RNA from Camponotus floridanus (Florida carpenter ant), 727 nucleotides. RefSeq names its product 60S ribosomal protein L18 (gene RpL18). NCBI's taxonomy places the organism in Eukaryota, Metazoa, Arthropoda, Insecta, Hymenoptera, Formicidae. The record is from RefSeq and is a predicted model, not a curated record. Gene Ontology annotation, cellular component: cytosolic large ribosomal subunit; ribosome. Gene Ontology annotation, biological process: translation. Bases 56 to 622 code for a protein of 188 amino acids. Gene Ontology annotation, molecular function: RNA binding; structural constituent of ribosome. The transcript has 4 exons.